UGCAUCCCUACUGCUUAACGACUGUAACGCCCACAUCCUGCCUGAUGAGCAAUUGCCAAUUAUUAAUUUUUUUAUUUUUUUAUUUUUUUUCCCUUCAGAGCACAGCAGUGGUAAGAACUGCUUCCAGGUCUGGGUGGACACGAACCUGAACAGAGCCUGAAGGCGUUAAAGCCAAGCUGACCAACAAAACUUUUAAAAUAUGACUACAGUGAGGAUUUUAGCUCCACGAUGCUGCCAUGCCGGGAUGUGACAGGCUUCCUACCCAGGUCUGGAAGGUGCUCAAUGAUGUUAGCAGCAAACAUAAACCCCGAUGAGGAGCAGCAUGAGCCAUGGAGGGACCCACCCCAGAGCCCGCAUAUGUUGAUGUGGACAAGGGACUGACACUAGCAUGUUUUGUCUUCCUCUGCCUUUUCUUGAUUGUGAUGAUAAUUCGCUGUGCAAAAGUCAUCAUGGACCCUUACAGUGCUAUCCCCACAUCCACAUGGGAGGAGCAGCACCUGGAUGACUGAAGGGGCUUGGCUACACAGAGCCAUAAGAUGCUGCAAUCUAGGAGGACUCUUCCUAUCAGGAAAGCAAGCAGGAACGGCCAUUUUGAGAUAUGCAGGAUGAUGGCAAUAUAUUUAAGAGCCAAUAGCUCAUAUGAUUACUGCUCAAUACACCAGGACAUCAGCAAGCCAUUCUGGAAGCACAAUAAUACUAUGCAGCAACCCUCAUCUUAAUGAAGAUGGUCAUCACAUAACUCAGUAGCACAACAUCCUCUAGACUUUUCCUACAGCUGUAGCACAGUUUGCCCUCUCAGCGUCUCCCGCAAAUUCAGGGCUUUAGUCAGAAAUUGCAAUUUGAUAAAGCAAUAAGAAUGUCUUCCCUGAAUACAAGAUUGCUUCAAAUACCUU
Messenger RNA from Tympanuchus pallidicinctus (lesser prairie-chicken), 893 nucleotides. It is a transcript of the gene CTXND1, whose product is annotated as cortexin domain containing 1. Lineage: Eukaryota; Metazoa; Chordata; Aves; Galliformes; Phasianidae. Bases 330 to 509 code for a protein of 59 amino acids. The transcript is spliced from 2 exons. The record is from RefSeq and is a predicted model, not a curated record.